This is a messenger RNA of Momordica charantia (bitter melon), 896 nucleotides long. It is a transcript of the gene PRIN2, whose product is annotated as Serine/Threonine-kinase. The record is from RefSeq and is a predicted model, not a curated record. Gene Ontology annotation, biological process: regulation of gene expression. NCBI's taxonomy places the organism in Eukaryota, Viridiplantae, Streptophyta, Magnoliopsida, Cucurbitales, Cucurbitaceae.
GGGCUUCAGCUUCGGCCUUGCUAAACCCGUGCAGAUAGAAAUGGCAUCCAUAUGGACUAUAGCUCCUCCCCUCCAUCUCCCUCCUUCUCUCGUUACGCUAAAACCCUCCAUCAUUCCACUACGCUUCUUCCCCAAUCCUUCUGCUCCUCUCCACCGUACACGUCUCUCGCCUACCCUCAACCUUCCAUAUCCACUGCCCGGAGAGCGCAUUUGCAGGGCCGCCGAAUACAAAUUUCCGGAUCCAAUUCCCGAAUUUGCCGUCGCUGAGACGGAGAAAUUCAGGGCCCAUCUCCUCAACAAGCUCUCUAAAAAGGAUAUGUACGGGGAUUCGGUUCCAGAGGUCGUCGGAAUAUGCACCGAGAUAUUCAACACCUUUAUGCACACCGAGUAUGGUGGCCCUGGGACUUUGUUGGUCGUACCUUUCAUCGACAUGUCUGAUACCAUAAACGAACGAGGAUUACCUGGAGGACCGCAAGCUGCUCGUGCUGCAGUAAAAUGGGCUCAAGAUCAUGUUGAUAAAGACUGGAACGAGUGGACUGGUGAUGAUGGAACCUAAGAUAAGUCCUCCUUCUACUUGUCUGCAGAAUUCAUUUUGUUGAGAUGGAAUGGAGUUUAUUAAGUCCAAUUUUGUGAGAGCUCAGAUGGCUGCUUUCUUCUGCUUCUUUACCAAAGUGAUUGUCAAGUCAUCUGAGUGCAGAUUUGUACCACAACAAUGAGGCUACAACUUGGACAAAGCAAAUAGAAACUCUUCAUUUUCUAACUGAAUCCCUAAGUUUGUGGCUCUGGACAGACUUUACCAUAGUGUAUUUUGAGGAGGCUUGAGCAGUCUUUGAAAUCUGAAAACAUUGCCAGUGUCUUUGUGGGGAAUCUUUGAUAUGAAUUGUUUUAUCUGUAUA